AUGAUUAUUAACUUAAUAACGAAACAAGCAUUUUAAAUAAAAAGAGAUAAAAAUAUAGAAAUAGUAGUGAUACAUUUUAAUCUAACAAACCUCAAGCAGUUAGACCAUUAGAUAUUUAAUAUUUAUCUGAAACAGACGGUCAAUCUCUUUAAGAAAAGAGCGAACUAAUUUCACCUACUGCUACUAUUGUGUCACCUUAAUCAUAAACUACAUUUUAAAGCCAAAAACAAUUCAAUAGAAGGCAUAUAAAAUUUUUUUCAUAAACUAAUCAAGAAUUUAAGAAAUUUUUAAAAUAUGAAGAUUAAAACAAAGUAAUAGCUAAUAAAGAAAAUAUAAAUGAUGAUAAAACAAAAUAAUACAAAAUAAACAUAAUUAAAAAGUAAGAUACAUCUAUCCAAGUAAGUUAGUUAAGUUCAGAAUACAAUUUAAGUAAACAGGACAGUAAUUAAUCAAACUAAACUUACAAUACAAAUAUAAAUUCGAAUUCAACACUGA
Tetrahymena thermophila SB210 is the source of this 495-nucleotide messenger RNA. RefSeq lists its product as hypothetical. Lineage: Eukaryota; Ciliophora; Oligohymenophorea; Hymenostomatida; Tetrahymenidae. The transcript has a single exon. The record is from RefSeq and is a predicted model, not a curated record.